This is a messenger RNA of Linum tenue, 885 nucleotides long. NCBI's taxonomy places the organism in Eukaryota, Viridiplantae, Streptophyta, Magnoliopsida, Malpighiales, Linaceae. The record is from the annotation of a GenBank genome assembly.
AUGUUUCUCCUCUCCAAGGCGGCGUUCGACGGCGGCUUCAACAGUUACAUCUUCGUCUUCUACCGGCAAGCCUUCGCCACCGUUGCCCUUGCUCCCCUUGCCUUCUUCCUCGAGUGGAAGCACGCGCCGCCGCUUUUUCUCCCCACCUUCUGCAAGAUUUUCGUCCUCUCGCUCUGCGGGAUUACGUUGAGCUUGAACCUCACUGGGGUGGGUUUAAGGUAUACUUCUGCCAAUUUGGGUGCUGCUUCCAGUAAUGCAGUUCCCGUCAUCACUUUCUUCGUGGCUCUUCUAUUCGGAAUGGAAACUUUAAAGGUGAAGACAAGAACAGGAAUGGCAAAACUAGCAGGAAUGGUGAUAUGCUUGGGAGGAGUUGCAGUUCUAGCAUUCUACAAAGGCCCCCAUUUCAAGUUCUUUUGUCUCUUCAAACACCUCCAUCGUCAAAGUCAAUACCUUAGUUCCCAACAACUACAUCAUCCUGAUAGUACUUCUUCUCAUAGAUCAUGGGUCAAAGGUUGUUUCUUGAUGCUUUUCUCCAACGUCGCCUUUAGCUUUUGGCUUGUCAUUCAGGCAAUCCUUAUGAAGAGUUACCCAUCAAAACUUAUGUUCACGACUUUGCAGUGCUUUCUGAGCUCGAUCCAAUCACUAGUGGUUGCAGUUGCUGCGGAGAGAAAUCUCCAGGAGUGGAAGCUUGGGUGGAACAUGAGACUUUUUGCUGUGGCUUAUUGUGGAGUUGUGGUGACUGGAGUGACAUAUUACUUGCAAGCAUGGAUUUUUGAGAAGAAAGAUCCAGUAUUUCUAGUAGUGCCGACUCCAUUGACGUUCAUCUUUACAAUGUUGUGCUCUGCACUGCUAUGCGACUCCAUCGCCGUUGGAAGGUACGCAUAG